Molecule: messenger RNA, 4607 nt
Organism: Tigriopus californicus
Lineage: Eukaryota; Metazoa; Arthropoda; Copepoda; Harpacticoida; Harpacticidae
Gene: Grip163
Product: gamma-tubulin complex component 6-like
Exons: 6
Coding region: 328-4503 (1391 amino acids)
Biological process (GO): meiotic cell cycle; cytoplasmic microtubule organization; microtubule nucleation
Cellular component (GO): equatorial microtubule organizing center; spindle pole; gamma-tubulin complex
Molecular function (GO): microtubule minus-end binding; gamma-tubulin binding
Source: RefSeq, a predicted model, not a curated record
UGUCAACAAACCAAUCGGGACUGAAGGAUUCCCGCCUGUUCAGUUCCUUGCAUUCCGGAUCUGUGCCUGCAGAAUGUCAGAAUAAUAUGCGAUUGCGAUCAGCAUGCGAUUGAACUCAUGGCCAUUCCCAGAAUCCACCGUGAGUGCCCUGGAACCAUGGAACCAUUGAGCCAUUGAGCCAUUGAUCCACUCGAUACCAUCAGGAUGGGUGCCCUAUUAUUCCAGGGAUAAGCUGGACCCACCUGGGCCACCUGGGCCACUUGGGCCUGGCCUUCAGACCCGCCCCAGGCUCUGGGCCCCCUGAGUGAUUGACCCACGUCUGGAUGCAUGGAUCCCCCGACUCGCUUCUCACUGGAGCCGGAGGCCGGGGGACUGUGGGCCGAUCUGGGUCGACUCACCACCCAUCUACUCCACCCCGUCCCACUCACCACGCCCCAUGGGCCCGCCGGCCCAGCCCGCCUCUGGCGCUCACGCGCCAUGCACACACUACUCCGAUAUCGAUCCCGGGAUCAGCCCGACUCGGGCCCGCCCACCGUCGGGACGGUCUGGGACCAGCUGGCGGCCUGGUGCUUUCAGCUGCGAUUCACGGGUCACUCGGAUGCGGCCGCCGCCAUUCAGCGCGCCGCUCAGGCCAGAUCAAAACUUGCGGAUGCCGCCCCCGUCAUCCAACUCUUAGUGGCCCUAGCUCAACCCCCCACCACGCCCCUCGUCCCACCCACCCCAUCUCGACUGCCUGAACCGGGGCUGGACCGAGCCUUUUACGAUACCAGCCGUACGGGUUCGGCCGUCCGACCCUAUAGCCCAAUCACGUGGCCCGCCCGGCAACCGCCGGAUGGCGUGGGGCCGGCCCGUGUCACAUUACCGACCACACCCGGCACGGGCUUGACCUUCUUGAGUAGCUCCAGCCAGCCCGCGGAUUUGGUGCCCAUCCCGCCCUUAGCCUGGACCUUAGACGAGCAGGGUCGUCGUGGCCUGCGGUGUGCCCGUCCCCCGCCCCCGCCCACCUCGGGGGGCCUCGACCCGCCGGAUGAAGGCUAUGAUUCCCCGCCGCCUGCCGCCCCCACGUCGCCCCAGCUCGAACCCAACCUGUGGCUGGCCCUCCUCUCGCUCGAGAUAUCGGACCAUCGCACGUGGGAAGCCUUAGGCACGCCCCAACCGCCUUUAGCCCGGCCCUAUCUGACCGAAAUGGGUCUGUCGUCCAUGCAUCACGUUUGGCGUUGCAGCUGGGCGCAAUGGCAACACGUGGACCCGAGCUUGGUCAGGCCGGAUUUGGUGGUGCUACCGGCCCCUACCCUCCUCCGUCACAUGGGCUAUCUCAUGAUGGGCAUCGAAUCGCAAACCUUUGGCUACCACCAGCCCAGCCAGUCCUUUCACUGCCGACACAGUGGGCUCACUUUACCGGGGCUGAGUCCGGAGGCCGUAGCCUCGGCCCUCCAAGAGUUGUUGGUGUGCGGGGCUUUUUGCCGCCGAUUAGAACAAUUCUCUGACCUCGAAAGCCAUCCCAGUGCCGCCUCCGGCCCUCGCCACGUGGGUUUAGUAUUGGCCGGCUUUCUCCGCGGACUGGGUCAAUAUUUGCGCGGCUACCGCACGGCCGUGCUCAAUAUCGUGCGGGUCAAAACGCGCCUUUUGGAUCUGCUCUCGGCUCUGCGACCGUUAGCCAUUCAGAUUCAGUUUCUAGGUCGGUUGUGCCAAUUGGGUGAUGACCACCCCGAGCCUUUACCCGUGGGCAUUCAAUUGUUGUGCUAUCUGUUUGAUCGCACCCUGCACAUCCACACCCAGGAUCUCUACUAUGUGAUGGUCUCGCUGCUCAAGCAGAGCGCUCAUCCUUACUUCCGAUUCCUUGAGCGCUGGAUCUUCCAAGGCAUGUGCCAGGAUGAGUUCAACGAGUUCGGCAUCGGGUCCAAUGCGGCGUUUCUGAUGUCACGCAACCGCAUGUUUUGGACCAAUGCGCACACGGUGGCCGAUUUGCCCUUGGACGCCAGUAUUUGUGGGGGUGGGAAUUUCAUCAAUGAGAUCCAACACCAGGUGUACGUGUGCGGCAAGUCCAUGCAUCUGCUCAAGCUGUGCUCGCCCGCCCAUCACUUGUGCUCGCCUCUGGUCUUGGGUCAGCCCACCAUCCAGUUGCUGGUCACGCCCAUCGAGCAAACCCGAUUAAAGGCCAAUUGUGCGGCGUACGUUCAAUCCAUGAGAUCUCUGGCGGAAGACAAGAGUUGCACGCUCAAGAAACAAUUGGAGCUGGAAUUAGCGGAGGAGAAAGAGGUGCUCCAAGUGGCUCGUCGACGACACAAAGAGCAAUUGGACAAGAUCCGAGAGCAUCGGAAGAGUGUCCUAGAACAAGAAGAUCGCCGCAAACGGCUGGCCUUUGAAGAGUUGCGAGACCAAAUGCUCGAGGAGAAACGCCGCAAAGAAGCUGAGAAGGAGCUCAAGCGAGCCGAGGAUCGCCAGUUCGCCCGAUUGGCGGCCCAGAAAGCCGCCCAGGAUGUGCUCAAAGAGCAGGCCGAAAAGGCCGAACAAGAGGCCCUCAAUCAGCGAAGAAUGCGAGCCGCUCAUCAGCGAGAGAUUCGAAACGAUUGGCGAAUUCGCCGAAUGGAACUCAAAAGCCAGCGAAUCCUCUUCUGGCGAAAAGAGAACAAGAAAACACAAGUGGAACUGAAGAGGAUCCAAAUGUUGGAGGACGAGGCCAGACGAGUCCAGCAGUCGGCCUCGGAGACCCGCUGGAAAAGGCUCAAGGUGAAAGAGGACGAGCAACGGAAUAUUGUGCUCGUCCUCGAGGAUGAGGAGUCCAAUGUGGUCACGGCGAUCCUUGGCGAUUUCUUCACAUUCUCCGACGACAUGCAGCACAGGAUCCUCACCGAGGACUUCAACACACUCCCGGUUUGGGUGCGGGAACAAUGUCUGUCUCACUGGCGAGUCGAGUCCUCCUCCUCCUCCGAUUCAGAACCGCAAACCGACUCGUCGCGAUUCUCUCGGCGAUCAUCCAAGUUGAAUUCCUCGCAAAAGCGAAAACGACCCGAUUCCUUCAUCGAGAACGCCGAGAGCGACAAGAAGAUCGAGGCCCUCGACAAUUUGGCCGCCGUUCGAAAGCCUCAAGAACCGCCAAUCUACGUGUCCUUGAGCUCGGCAUUGGAAAAGAGUCCCUCCAAUGGUGAACACACCACCGAUGACAACGGCAAUCCCACAACACGACGAACCCGUGCCCGCCCCACGGAUCUCUCGGUGAUCGAUGGGCGACGCAGAGCCGUGACCUCCUCCAAGACGAUUGAAGAGGUCCUCUAUCCAUCCAGGUUCGCGAAGAAGGGCAAGGUCUCGCAGAGCCCGAUCACACCUUCUCAUCAGACCCAAUUUGAUUUGAUCGAAGCCCGUUUGAAAGUGCGGCCAUACGCACAGAGCUUCCCGAAUUUGGGAGCCCCCGAGGUUCAACGGUUCUCUUCGUUUUUCGACACGCCUCAUCCACCGGGAAAGGAGUUCGACCCUCAAGCCUUCACUCCACUGUCCAUGCUCAUGGAGAACUCGAUCCUGAUCCCAUUGAGAGCCCAACUCCAAGUGGUGAACGAGUCCAUGUUGAACUACAUGUUGGUGGAAGCCCAACUCAUGGACGAGCUCAAGGCUCUGAGGAGCUACUUGCUCCUUCAUGACGGCGAGUUCGCUCAGCACUUGGCCAGGUCCAUCUUCAGCGAGGUGUCGGAGGCCAAGACCGCCAGCGAGAUCCUCAAUCCGGUGACGCUCAACCGGAUUGUGGAGAACUCGCUCAUGACCUCGGUCCAAGGGCGGAAAGACGGGAAACACGGGAAAGCCCAGAACGUGGGGUUCACCUUCCACGACUACAACGACGCCAAGGACAUCUUGGAUUGUCUGAAGUUGGGCUACCGCACCACGUGGCCCACCAACAUCAUCAUCACGCCCGAGACCGUAGAAAUGUACGGGGACGUGUUCAAGUUCCUGCUCCAAUUGAGGAAAGCGGCCUGGGGAUUGGAGCAGGUCUUUUUCGAUCUCAAGCAUCUCCGAGGAUUGGAGCAUUGCUCGCAGAUCCGUCAGAUCCACCUGAUGCGGCACGAGAUGUUGAAUUUCGUGACCAUCACGCAAGAUUACGUGACCACGCAAGUGUUGGACGUGUCUUGGGGCGAGUUCGAGAAAGCGAUUCGCGAGCAAGUCAAAUCGUUGGAUUCCCUCUACGAUGCUCAUAUGAAAUACUUGAACAAAAUCCUUUUCAGGUGCAUCUUAAAUAAGAAGGCCAAGCCCGUUCAGAAGAUCAUCAUCGACAUUUUCAACAUUGUGGUCAAGUUCUCGUUACUCCUGACAAGUCAGCCUUGGAUCCUGGAGUCUGGAGAGGCCAAACACCCGGCAUACUCGCAAAUCCAGGAAGCAUACCGGGUGUUUCAGGAGUACUCCAAGUUUCUGUACACAGAAUGGAUAUUUAAACGACGAAGCAAAAGUGGUGCAAAAACUGGCUGUGAGAGGUUACGAACACCACCUCUACGAUUUGUUGCUCUGCCUCAACUUUAACGGAUAUUAUGACACGAAGAGAGCGACUCUUGAAUGAAGGAAUAUAUACGUUAUGGAACACAAGUACAUGCUUAGAUUUUAAAAUAGAUUUCUAUGGACUAGUA